Messenger RNA from Capronia coronata CBS 617.96, 567 nucleotides. RefSeq names its product GTP-binding protein rhb1. The transcript is spliced from 4 exons. NCBI's taxonomy places the organism in Eukaryota, Fungi, Ascomycota, Eurotiomycetes, Chaetothyriales, Herpotrichiellaceae. The coding region runs from base 1 to 567 and encodes 188 amino acids. Gene Ontology annotation, cellular component: plasma membrane. Gene Ontology annotation, biological process: small GTPase-mediated signal transduction. Gene Ontology annotation, molecular function: GTP binding; GTPase activity; GDP binding. The record is from RefSeq and is a predicted model, not a curated record.
AUGGCUCCCUCCGUCAAGCAGCGCAAGAUUGCAAUCCUGGGCAGUCGUUCCGUCGGCAAAUCAUCGCUUACGGUGCAAUACUGCGAAGGCCAUUUUGUCGAAAGCUACUAUCCUACCAUCGAGAACACCUUUAGCCACGAAAUCGUCUAUAAAGGCCAGACCUAUCUCACCGAAAUCAUCGAUACUGCAGGACAGGAUGAAUACAGUCUUAUGAACUCGAAGCUGUAUAUCGGCAUACACGGUUAUUUGAUCGUCUAUUCGGUUGCGUCGAGACAGUCGUUUGAGAUGGUCCGAAUCAUCCGAGACAAACUCCUCAAUCACCUGGGCGCAGAUUCAGUACCGAUCAUGAUUGUCGGAAACAAGUGUGACGUCGAUGCCGCAAGGCUACGCAAAGUAUCUCCCGAAGAAGGCCAGAAGCUGGGGCAAGAACUCGAUUGCGGCUGGAUCGAGACCAGUGCUCGGAAUAACAUCAAUGUCGCCAAGGCCUUUGAGAUGAUGAUUGCCGAAAUCGAGAAGUCGCAGGAACCGGACAAGCCUGCCGGCGGUGGGAAGUGUCUGGUGAUGUGA